AACUAAGAUAUGCGGACACGAACUGAGAUUGUAUUAUCUUCAUUCGUGAUUUUUUUUGUAAUCAUGGAUUAAGAUUGCAAUUGCAGAGUGCAGGUUUAACCGAAUUCACAGGUUUAACUCAUUAGUCAUCUUAGUAGUUGCAUACAAAACGUCAUACUACGUUUUCCCGUUUUAAAUACCCAUUAUCUAUAGCAUAAUUGUCUAUGGAGAAUACCCGGUGGGGAUGGACGGAAAGUCAGUGUUAAUGCGUUAUUACGGCGAUUAGUGUGUUUGGUGAGCAGUGGUUAAAAAAAGAAAGUAAAUACCAAUAAACAAGUUCGUAGUCGUUGUACGGCAAUGCCUGUGAUUACAGUAAUAUAAUAUUGGGUACGUGAGUUACCUAGUGUCACUUCGUCGAGUAUUCCUGAUCUACCUAUAUGAAAAAAAAAAAACUGUCUCGUGCACCUUAAAGUUGUGAUAAUUCACAGUUCAUGGUGUAGGAGUUAAGUGAGUAAAUUAAAAUUACAUUUCUUUUCAUCUAGUUAAUUAUUGAUGGGGGGUUUUUUAUUGUAAUUAAUUUGCAAAUAGGGUUUUCUUUAUUUUUCGGUAAUUUGACUUGUCUAAUGAUAAUAUAAAAUAUUGUGUUUAUUUAAUAUUAAUUUUACUAUUUUUGAAAUUUACAUGUAAUACCAUACGAAAACGUUAAACAAAUUUUAGCUUUUAAUCUAGUAACUAUCAUCAUGGUAGAUUGUCAUAUAUUUACAGUACUAGGAAGGAUAAGUUAUUUGAAAUAUUUAAUGUCAACUUCCGCAUAAUUUAAAACUUUGAACUGUUGUGUGUACUUAAUUUUUUUUAUUGAUUGAUAAAAUUAAAAACAGAAUUAAGAAUUUAAAUUACCUAGUUGGAAAUACUUAAAGUAUCAGUACUAUUCCAUCUAAAAUAUAAAUUGAAAAGACUGUCAUACUGGAGUUGUUGUGUACUAGACAUAAUAACUUAGCGUAACUUACUAUGUUAUAAUAUUAUAAUAUUUAUACUUCAGAUAUAUUUUUUUUAUUACCUAUCUAGUCAAUCUGCUUGAAAUAUAUAGGAUAUUAUAUCAAUGAUUAUUAAUUAUUUCUAUUUUGUACAUUUUGUAUUACAUUGAAUACACCGAAUACCUAAUUAUUUAUUUGUAUUAUUACAUACUUUAUUUUUCUUUUAUAGUUCAAAACUCAACCAUCAUAAAUAUAUACUUGUACAUCAAUAUUUUGUAAAAAUAUUAAAACUAUGAGCAGCAAUACUAUAAAAAAGUCUAAUGUUUUUAUUUAUGAAUUGCCAUAUACCGAACGUAUGGAGUUUUGUAAUAUAAUUGACAUGAACAAUGAAUGGAAAGAUUUAGGUAAAUAUAUAGAUGUACUAACAUUUGACAGUUAAGUUAAUUUGAUUUUUCGUAAUUAAGAAAUUAAAUGUGAAAUCAAAUAUUUUUAGUUUUGCAUGUUUGAUAAACAUACAAAAAUUAAUAACUAUCAAUUAUUAUAAACUUUUAUUUUCUAGGUGGCAAGUAUAUGAAAUUUGACUGUGCAACAUUAUCUAAAAUAGAUAAAGCUCCCAUGAGAAGCCAUUCUUUCACUGAUGAACUUUUAACUUUAUGGGGACAACAAAAUCAUACAAUAUUAGAAUUAUUUAUCAUAUUAUAUAAAAUGCGACAUUAUCAAGCAAUGACUAUACUUAAACCAUUUGGUAUACAUUUAUAUAAUUUUACUUUUUUAUUUUACUAAUACUGACCAUUAUUUUUUACCUUUUUAGUUGAUACUAAAUAUCACAAAUUGAUUUAUCAGGGCAAUCAAAGUUUCAGUAACUUAGUUAAAAGUGAAACCACCAAUUUACAUGUAAAUAAUUAUUUAUAAUAUGUUAAUUUUAUUUUUUCUAGGUGUUAAAAUUAUAAAAUACAUAAUAAAUUUAAUUAAUUAUUAUAAUUGUUUGUGUAGUAAUUUAUACUACUAUACAGUCAAUACAGUUUAAUUUAACUAUUAAUAUUUGAUGUUUAUAAUUUAUUUUUAUAGGGUGGAGUUGGUAAUCUCAUUCAGUUUAAUACUAAUAGUAACGAAAUAAGAAAUAAUAAGUUUAAAUGUGAUGAUUCAAACAAAUCAAGCACAAUAAAUGAAAAAACUUACCCAGAUCCAUCAAUAAUUUCAUCUGUUGAAGCAUGUUUACCUUUGAUUACAUACAACGAACUAGAAAAAGCUACUAACUAUUGGAAUAAGGAAAAUAUUUUGGGUAAAGGAGGUUUUGGCAUUGUUUUCAAAGGCAUGUGGAAAAACACUUUAGUUGCUAUAAAACGCCUCGAAGAUCAGGUUAUAAAAUACAAAAGUAUACUUCAAUAAAUUUCUAUAGAAUAUUAAGGCAUAAAGUUGUUUUUCAUUUAUUUAGAAAGGAGAAGCAAAACAAUUUAAUAUUUUAGAAGCACAAAGACAACAAUCUGAGAAAGAAUUGAAAUAUUUAAAUUCUUGUCGACAUGAUAAUAUUUUGUCAUUGUAUGGAUUUAGUAUUGGUGGUGAAAAACCAUGUUUAGUUUAUCAAUAUAUGGUUAAUGGUUCUCUUGAAGAUAGAUUGCAAUGUCGAGUAAGUUUUAAAAUUAAUUUUAUCUGCAAUAUUUUCUUAAAUAAUGGUUAUUUAAACAAUCAAUUUAGAAUUUUAAAUCUAAUACGCAAAUAAAAUGUACAGUAAAAAUAAUGAACCCAAAUUGUACUGAAAUUUCAGUUCUUAUUUUUUUUAAUGUUAUUUUAGGGGGGAACUGAACCUUUGACUUGGAACAUUCGUUUCAAAAUUGCUGUAGGAUCAGCCAGAGGCUUGCAAUUUUUACAUGGAAUGGAUAAACCUUUAAUUCAUGGUGAUAUUAAAAGGUGACUUUGGAUUUGUUGGUUUUGAUUUAUAAGGGUAGAAUAAUUAAAACUUAAUUUUUACAGUGCAAAUAUUCUUUUGGAUCCAUAUUUUGAACCACGCAUUGGUGAUUUUGGAUUGGCUCGUGAAGGACCUCUUCAAGAAUACACUCAUGUGAAAGUUAGUCGUGUUCAUGGAACAAGGCCAUAUCUUCCAGAUGAGUUUUUGAGAGGGAAAAAAUUCUCUACCAAAGUUGACACUUAUAGUUUUGGUGUGGUAUGUUUAUUAGUAUAAUUGUGUAAUAAAUUAUCAAUUGAUAUGGAAUUACAUAUUUUUGAAUGUUUUGAUUAGUAUAGAAAUAUGACUUGAAUCCUUACUCUUUGUCUCCUUUGUCUUCAUUCCAAUAUUUGGUGUUAGCUACCAACGUCCUAAAUUUUCACUUGACCCAGUUCCCCACAUAUCGUCCUCGAAUACACCAGCUCUACUUAUAUCAUUUUUAAUUGUAUCCAACCAUCUCUUUUUAGGUCUUUCAUCUCUUCUUUCCUCUUACAUCUAUCUUCAUUACAAUUUUUACUGUUUCUGGUUUGUCUCUCUUCAUGACAGGCCCAAACCACCUCUUUCUUAUUCCUUAUUUUAUUUUCUCUGGUCACCCCACUCAUCAACCUAAGCAUUUUCAUCUUUGCUACACUAAUUUUCUGUUCUUUUUUUCUGUCUACCACCCAAGACUCCAUAUGUUACAACAUAGUAAGUCUCUCAACACUUUAGUAGAAAUUAACUUAAAGUCUCAUUGAAAUUUCCUUGUUGCAUGAAACAUACAAUACGUGACACUUCUCAACAUUUUAACCGACCUCAUCUAAUCCUAUGUUCCACAUUCUAGUCAAAGCCACUGUUCUUUUUUACAAAAUAUCCUAUGUACUUAAAAAUCUUAACCUAGCCUAUCAGCGCUUAUGGUCGUUAGUUGUCUUGUACUAUUUCUCCAAACUCAUACUCUGUUUUAAUUCUACUUAUUCUUAGUCUCUUUCCUUCAAGUAUUAUUCUCUAUUACUCAAGCUUAUUGCUAACUUCUUCAAGAUUUUUUUCUUUUAAAACUAUCAUCUAUAAACAUCAUGCAUACAUGUACCUUGUCUUGUAUUUCUUUUAUAACUUCAUCCAUUACAAUUUUUGAAUCAUUUGAGUAAAUAAAAAAAUAAAUAUCUGUAUGUUGCAUAAUUAAUAGGUUGUAAUAAUAAGGGGGCUUGGUAAUAUUUAGCAUAGUAUCACUUGUAACAAAUUAAAUGCGCUUAAAUAAUCAAAAUAGUAUUUGUUUAAUCUAAUCUAACUAAAGGUAAUCUAGAAAUAAAUUUAAAUAAUGUACUUUAAUGACCAGAUUCUUGUAUGAGUCAUUUAUGCCUGAAUUUCAAAAAAUCCUGUCCCUAUUGCAUAUUUAUAUUAUAAAAGGAACCUCUAUGCAAAAAGUUCAGUUUCUAAAUUAAGUCAUUUUUAUAACAGUCAUGAGUUACUGAGUGUGCAAAGGUGAGUGGUAUUUGACUAUAACUUAACUUAAAUAUUUCUGUAGUUUCUUAUUUUGGAUUAUUUGACCUACAAUAGACUUUUUGGUGUUAUUUGGGUCUAAUUAUUAUUUUUUAUUUGGAAUUAAUGGAACAUCCCAACAUGUUUACAAAAUCCAAAAUCUUGAUAUUUGUUUCGGUUUAUAUUUAUUCUUGAAUAACUAUAUGAGUUUUACAGCAGUAUAACACAGUCAUUGUAUUGCUACGACUACAAUAUCAAAUUCAAUAUUUAUUUUUGUCGCAACUAACUUGUAUACAAAAUGUGCAAUUACCAUUUACUAUUUCUUAAUUUUUUUAAUGAGUUUUCCCACAUCUACAAAUAAAAGAAGGAAAUAAAAAUAUUCAGCUGCUCUUGCCUUCCAUAUUGAACAAAUUGAAUAUAACAUGGAUUUAUGUAAAGUGAUGCUAGCUAAUUUCAGUGCAGAUAAAUACAUAUUUUAGAACUUUUAAGUGAAUAUUUCUAUGUAUAUUUUGCCAGUUUUUACUGCAAAGGACAUGCUUAUUUAUACAUUCUUUAGUGCAUGAACUUACAAGCCCUACUUAUAAUCAAUGAGAUUACUUUAACUAAUCAAACUGUUAGAAUUUAAAUCAUAUUUUCCCUAAAAAAAGUUCAUUUAAAAUUGAGUAAGUUGUCAGUGAACAAUUUUAUCAUAAUAAUUGAAUAUUCAAUUAUUAUUAUAUUUCCUAUUAUUUACAUAUUUCUAUGUUAAUUGUGAAUAUUGUAAUUCAGUUUAUAUUAAAUCUGAAUUAAUAUAUAAAAAUAAAAUUUCAUGAGAUAUAUUUAUUUUGUUUAAAUAUUUUUUGAUUUUCAUCUUCUACUAUUUUUCAUUUAAACCAGCUAAUUUUAAUAAUUUUAUACUUCCAUAACAUUAAUAUUAAAUUUAAUUUUUAGGUACUUUUUGAAAUCGUUACUGGACAAAGAGCAUAUGACAGUUUAAGAAAUCAUAAAUUUUUAGUAAGUAUAUUACCAUUUCUUAGGUACCUACUUGAAUUUCCAAUAAAAUUAUUACUUUUUUAUAUGAGGCGUAGCGAAUAAAUAACAAGAAUUUUAUUCUUCAAGGUUGAGACAUUGGCUAAUAUGUCUAUAUAAUCAUUAAUCAUUUUUUUUUAUGUAUUUUCCCAAUUCCAAAAUGUAUCGCUCUAAACAGUCUAAACAAUUGAUUUUAGAAUAUACAGAUAUUCUAUGACAUACGGAUAUUUUGCAACUAAAAUUAUAGUUAUGCGGGUUUCCCUUGAGAAGAUGGCAUAAUUAUAUUCAACAUGUUAUUUUUCUAUAAUUUAUUAUUUUAUUUUUAUUGACGUAUGUGUGUAUGUUAACUUUUUAUGAGUAUUAUUAUUUUUGUUAGUAUAGUUGUUUUGGGGAUUUUUAUUCUGAUGACCAGAUUAACAUAUUAAAAUUGCUGAAAAUAACUUAGAUAGAAUAACUUUGUUUAUCGGACCAUUAAACGGUUCAACGAGAUUAAUCCUAUAGAAGAUAGAUCAAGAAGUGGACGACCAUACUAAAUAAAGAAUUAAAACAGCAGUCAAAGCUGCCUAGCAUUGAAUCUGCAGAAAUCCACUCUACAAGCAAAAAAAAAUCAUAGUCUGAGAAAUGAAAAUUCCACUAAGAACCCUUCCACACAUAAUUAAAAAACACCUUAGUGUUAAUCUUAGUGUGACCUUAGCCUUUGUGUUAAUCGAAGAAGCACCGGUUUGAGGUUAACAGAAAAUGUAUGUCAAAUUAGAGCGACAAAAGUAAAAUAGUUCUCUGGAAGCUGUUGAAAACAUUUAAUGAGUAGAAAGAGGCCAUUAUCCAGCUUCAGUGAUGGUUUCGUGGGGUUUGUUAUUUGAGGGCAUUAUUCUACUGCAUUUUUGCAACAAGGAGUCAAAACUUGUGCGAUCAACUACUUAAGCAAUAUUUUAGAAACUAUAGUGAUGCCUUUAGGUGAUAUCAUAUUUGUAAGAAAGCACUGUAUUUUUCAGCGAGAUUCAGUAUCUGCACAUAAAAUAAUAAAAAAAAAAAAAUGUUGGUUGGAGGAAUAUUUACCACUUCUUAGGAUUGACCCUCAGAAAGUCCAAAUCUUAGUACUACCGAUAUUGGAGUAUUUUAGAGAAUUUUGCUCUAAAUUCCAUCAAAAUAAUGUUUCAUUAAAAGUUGCUUUAAUUAAAGAUGUAGUCUCCACACUUUUAGAAUUGGUGCAUAUACUCUGAUAGAUGAGUGGCCAGAUCAUUUGAAGUGUGUAUAGGAAGAAAGGUGGACAUUUUAAAUAACAUUAAAAUUGUUUAGUUAUUAUGUUGAUAACAAAUAAAUAACAUCAAAUUUUUCUAUAUUUAUUUAUUUGUUUACUAUACAUACAUAUUAAAAUAAUGGAUAGAACUUAUGGUACGGCCAGAUAUCAUUUUUACAAACAAUAUGCUUUUGGGAAACAUUGUCUUUAAUAAUAUAAUAGUAAUUAGUCAAAAUAGUUAAAAGGUAACUUAAAGGAUAUUUUAUAGGUAUAAUAAAGUUGGUCGAGAUAAUAUUAAUAGUUAAUGACCUAGGAUUUUUAUGUAAAAAUAGUUUCACUGUAAUAAGUGAAAACUUUUUUUUGAAACCUUGACAUUGAGACAAAUAUGAGUAUUGUUCAACUAAAUUAUUGAACUCUAUAGGUAAUCGUAAUUCUGUAAUCAAGUUUUUACAGUAGACAUUUUGAAUGGAAGCCUGUUUCUGUAAUUAAAAAUAAAUAUUUAAUACUUGAUUUUAUUUAUUUGAAUCAUUUUUUAAAAUUUCAGAAAGACUAUGUUGAGAAUUAUGAAGGUCCAAUUUGUGAAAUAGCUGACAUAAAAGCUGGAUCAGAUGAUAAUAAUAUAUUUCACUGUCUUCUUUCUAUUGGUAGAACUUGUGUUAUUGAUAAACCUAAAAAUCGUCCAGAAAUGGAACAAGUGUUAAGACAAUUGGAUUGUGUUUUGUUACUAGAUAGACAUCAAUGUAAGUUAAAUACUAGGCACAUUAAUGAUAACAUAAAAAAAAGAAAAGAUUAAUAUUAAUAAUAUAAAAAAACAAAAGUUCUUAUUUUAGAUUAAUACUCAAUAAAUUAUCAAGUAGAAAUUAAAAAAAAAAUAUAAAUAUAUGAAUAGAUAUGUAUGCAAAAAUAAAUAAAUAGAAAAAUAACAAAAUAUAGUCUAUAGGGGCAUAUAUCUGGGUCACUGUUUUUAUCUAAUUUUUUUAAAUUUUACUUUUACCAUUCUGAUGUAUACUUAUUAUGAUAUACUAAGUGUACACCGAUUAUAGUAAAAUUAAUAGAGUUUUUGAUGUAAUGUAGAAUUAGAUGUAUUAAAAAAAAUAAUAUAUCAGUUUUUAGAAUACAAACACUUAAAAGAAUUUGUUUUAUACAAUAAUUAUCACUUAGUACUUAAUUUUAAGAAUAAUGAUUGCAAAAUUGUAUUUGUAGACUAAAAUGACUUAAGUAAGAAAAUACUAUUUUCACUUUCAAAUUAAAAUUUAAUAAAUUGAUUUUCCCUAUACUAUUCAUGUUUUCCUUAAAGUCCGUAUGAAAAAAUAUAGACAUAUUGUGCAUAAGUGGGCCAUAUUUCUGUUUUAUGUAAGAAUUUGAGAAGGUAAGAUAUAGGGGGGAAUUUAAUUUAUAUAUGUACAUAACAAUAAACCAUUGCUUACAAAAAAACGAAAGAGAACUUUAUACAUGUAAAUAAUUUGUAUAUCGUUUUUCUAUGUUUUUCUGUCUUUUCCCAAUUAUUAUAAAAACCAUUUAGAAAAUGAAAAAAUAACCUCAAUAAAGCACCUUUCAGAAAAAGUACUACACUUGAAAUUGGAGCAAGAUUUCUGGUAGAAAAGUUGUUUACAGAUAAAAAAAAAAAAGUUAUAAGCAUCAUUGUAGACCAAUGUACUCCUCGCUACGCUUCGAAUCUUUAAAUAUGUAUAAAAGUUGCCCCUCCCUAAAAUUAGGACUAAGGAUGCCCUUGGCCUGGAGUAUUAUAGAGGUUCUUUAAAAAAUCAUCAGGUAACACACAACUUUACUAUAGGCUUUAUUUUGUUUUUUUCUAAGUAUUUAUACAUACAUAUUUAUUUGUUCUGCAGUUAUAUAUAUAUAUACUAUAUAUAGAUGUAUAUUUUUUAAACUUAUUUAAUGAUUUGUUUUAUAUUUGAUAAAUAUUAUAACUUGAAGCUACAGUCAGGGACAGUUUAAUGCCUACAUUUCAACAAGAAUGCAACAAAGUACAAAUGAGAAAAAUGUCAACUCCAUCUGGAUCUUACCAUCCACAGCCAUGGUUAUUUAUAGUAUGAAAUUAUUUUAUAGUUUAAUAAUAUUUCCGUGCUAAUUAAUAACAUGAUUUAUUUGGAAUGGUAAUUUACUAAACAUAGUUUUUAUUAAAGUAGUACAAACAGAUUAUUAUUAUUCACAUCUUAAGUAUAUUUUUCAGUAACAGAUUAUAGAAAUAUAAGAAAAAGGAGUCUAACAGAUAGAAUGGUAAAAUUUGAGACAAUUUUAAUUUUGAAGGAAAAUUAGGAAUGAAAAGAAAAAUGGAAUCUCGAAAUUUAGAAUAAUUUUUAUAAACAGUGGCAACAACACUAUUAAGAAGUGCCCAUAUGAUUUGUUUGAGAAUCUUAAAAUAUUUUAGAGUUUAUGGAAUUUUCAGAUUUUGACAUUCUUUAUUUUAUCAUUCCAGUUUUUACCAUUAUAAAUUCUGUGGUUCCAGAUUUUGCCUUCAAAAUUAAAAUUAUUCCAGAUUUUACAGUUUCAUGUAAUACCAUUCCAGAUAAUGCUAUGCGCCUUUAAAGAAAAAUAUUUCUGAAUUGAUUUUGGGAAAACCAGAUGUAAAUAUUAACCAGUUAUUUUUUAAGGGUUGGUCCAGCAGACAUGUACUGACAAUUUAAUUUUACAUCAUUUUAUUUUUUAUUUACAUUAUAUAAUCUUGUAAAUGUAUUUUUAUAAAUUACAAAUAUUAAAUAAUAUUUGUAUUUUUUGAAUAUAGAGUCCAGAUCACAGCAAUCAACAGUUACCAGUACCUCACACUAUUCUUGAUCAAAACGAAAGAUUGAUGCCUCCAAUUGGAGAAAAUAAUACUACACAAUCAGAGAGUAAUCUAGCUUCAAAAAAAUUCUCGGAUCUUUCAUUAGUUAAUAAUGAAAUAUCACCCGACAGACUAUCUUUGAAUAAUUACAAUAGCAAUUUAGAUAGUAAAUCUAAUUUUAUGAAUCAUGAAGCUAAUAUCAAAACAAAACAUGUGAGUAAAAAGAAAACAUUUGGUACACCUAUAUAGUUAUAUUUGUAUAUUCUAUUAUUAUAUUUUAUUACUAUAAUUUGAAUAAUUUGAUUAUUUUCAGUACCUAUCAUUAGUAAAGAUGGUUAUUUAAAUACAAAUAGUUUACAUUAAUUAUUCAAUACCUCAGUAUAGUUUGUUUUCUUAAAUUUUUAACUAAAUAAACUUUUAACUCUAUUAUUGUUAGGUAUUGUAAAUUUUAUCAUAAUUUAUUGACAUUUAAUUUUCAAAUUUUUAUAGAGUGAUUCCAAGAAUUCUGUUUCUGAAAAAUUACCAUUAAUAUCAGCGCUCCAAAUAAAAACCAAUGAAAAUUAAAGAGAAAAUUAAAUAAAUAUACAAU
Cinara cedri is the source of this 9963-nucleotide messenger RNA. The record is from the annotation of a GenBank genome assembly. Lineage: Eukaryota; Metazoa; Arthropoda; Insecta; Hemiptera; Aphididae.